This is a messenger RNA of Zalophus californianus (California sea lion), 1573 nucleotides long. It is a transcript of the gene UBXN6, whose product is annotated as UBX domain protein 6. The coding region runs from base 119 to 1546 and encodes 475 amino acids. The transcript is spliced from 9 exons. Gene Ontology annotation, molecular function: protein binding. Gene Ontology annotation, cellular component: cytoplasm. The record is from RefSeq and is a predicted model, not a curated record. NCBI's taxonomy places the organism in Eukaryota, Metazoa, Chordata, Mammalia, Carnivora, Otariidae.
CGGGACUUCCGGGAACGAGGUAUUUUCUUUCCGGUUGUUGGCUCCUGCAGGCCCCACCCCGACUGGGCCCUGCGCCCCCCGCCCCCCGCGGCCCCCAGCCGCCGGGCCCGCCGCCACCAUGAAGAAAUUCUUCCAGGAGAUCAAAGCUGACAUCAAGUUCAAGAGCGCGGGACCUGGUCAGAAGCUCACGGAGUCCGUGGGGGAGAGGGCCCCCAAAGAAAAACCCAACCAGCCAGCACUGCGGCAACCCCGCCAGGGACCCACUGAUGAGGCCCAGAUGGCGGCCGCGGCAGCCCUGGCCCGGCUUGAACAAAAGCAGCCAAGGUCCCGGGGCCCCACGUCGCAGGAGUCCAUCCGGAACCAGGUGAGAAAGGAACUUCGAGCUGAAGCGACUGUCAGCGGGAGCACAGAGGCCCCGGGGACCAACACGGUGCCCGAGGCCAAAGAGGAAGGCUCAGCCCAUCUGGCGGUGCCCAGUGUGUGCUUCACGUGCCCGCUCACCGGGGCCACGCUCAGGAAGGACCAGCGGGAUGCCCACAUCAAAGAGGCCAUUCUUUCGCACUUCUCCACCGACCCUGUGGCUGCCUCCAUCAUGAAGAUCCACACGUUCAACAGAGACCGGGACAGGGUGAAGCUGGGUGUGGACACCAUUGCCAAGUACCUGGACAACAUCUGCCUGCACCCCGAGGAGGAGAAGUACAGGAAGAUCAAGCUGCAGAACAGAGUGUUCCAGGAGCGCAUUAACUGCCUGGAAGGGACCCACGAGUUUUUUGAGGCCAUCGGUUUCCAGAAGGCGCUGCUUCCGGUUCCCGAUCAGGGUAAGGGAGGUAGAGCAGGGUCUUGGCUGUGCUGGGAAGAGGAGAGCAGGGUGGGGGCCUCUCCCUGCGGCAGCAGAGUGACCUCUGUGCGUGCCCCAGAGGGCCCCGAUGAGUUCUACGUGCUGAGCGAGGCCGCCCUGGCCCAGCCCCAGAGCCUGCAGAGGCACAAGGAGCAGCUGCUGGUCGCCGAGCCCGUGCGGGCCACACUGGCCCGCCAGCGCCGGGUCUUCCGACCCUCGCCCAUGGCCUCCCAGUUUGACCUGCCCGGGGACUUCUUCAACCUCACGGCAGAGGAGAUCAAGCGGGAACAGAGGCUCAGGUCCGAGGCCGUGGAGCGGCUGAGCGUGCUGCGGACCAAGGCCAUGCGGGAGCGGGAGGAGCAGAGGGAGAUGCGCAAGUACACCUACACGCUGCUGCGCGUCCGCCUCCCCGACGGCUGCCUCCUCCAGGGGACCUUCUAUGCCCGGGAGCGGGUGGCUGCCCUGUACGCAUUCGUCCGGGAGGCCUUGCAGAGCGACUGGCUGCCUUUCGACCUGCUGGCCUCGGGCGGGCAGAGGUUGUCGGAGGACGAGAGCCUGGCCUUCAACGAGUGCGGGCUGGUGCCCUCGGCCCUCCUGACCUUCUCGUGGGACGCAGCAGUGCUAGAGGACAUCAGGGCCGCCGGGGCCGAACCGGACCCAUCUAUUCUGAAACCUGAGCUCCUGGCAGCCAUUGAGAAGCUCUCGUGAAAUAAAAGCAGGGUCGGCUUUAGCCCA